AUGCCCUCUCGCUGUAGGACUGUGCUGCAUAUCGUAACCACCACCCUCUUCGCCACGGUGGUCCUGUUUGGGAUCCUGCUGGCCUAUGUGACUGGCUAUCAGUUCAUCCACACAGAGCAGCACCACCUGUCCUUCGGCCUGUACGGAGCCAUUCUGUCCCUGCAUCUUUUCCUCCAGAGCCUGUUUGCCUUCCUGGAGCACAGACACAUGCGCAGCCCCGCCCGGCCCCAGCACCUGCGGCGCUCUGUGGCCCUGUGCAUCGCAGCCUACCAGGAGGACCCAGACUACCUGAGGAAGUGCCUCUGCAGCGUGCGCCGCAUCUCCUUCCCCAGCCUGAAGGUGGUGCUGGUGGUGGACGGGAACAGACCGGAGGACCACUACAUGAUGGACAUCUUCCAGGAGGUGAUGGGUGGAGUGGACCAGGCUGGCAGCGUGGUGUGGAAGGGGAACUACCACAGUGACGGGGGUGGAGGGGUGGGCAGAGGGGGGACUGGAGCAGCGUCCCUGCAUGCGCAGGAGGCUGCACGUGUGGCCAGGCUAGUGAGAGGCUGUCGCUACUCCUGUAUCAUGCAGGAGUGGGGAGGGAAGAGAGAGGUGAUGUACACAGCCUUCAAAGCCCUGGGAGACUCUGUGGACUAUAUGCAGGUGUGUGAUUCAGACACAGUUCUGGAUCCAGCGUGCACCAUAGAGAUGUUGAAGAUUCUAGAAGAGGAUGCAAAGGUCGGCGGAGUAGGUGGAGAUGUUCAGAUCCUGAAUAAGUAUGACUCGUGGAUCUCCUUCCUGAGCAGUGUUCGUUACUGGAUGGCCUUCAACGUGGAGCGGGCCUGCCAGUCCUACUUUGGCUGUGUGCAGUGUAUCAGUGGUCCCCUGGGCAUGUACCGCAACUCCCUGCUGCAGCAGUUCCUAGAGCCCUGGUAUCACCAGACCUUCCUGGGCAGCAAGUGCAGCUUUGGUGACGACCGCCACCUCACUAACCGCGUGCUGAGCUUCGGUUACAAGACCAAGUUCACGGCCCGCUCCAAGUGCCAGACUGAAACGCCAACGCGCUACCUCCGCUGGCUCAACCAGCAGACCCGCUGGAGCAAGUCCUACUUCAGGGAGUGGCUGUACAACGCCCUCUGGUUCCACAAGCACAGCCUUUGGAUGACAUACGAGUCUGUGGUGACGGGUUUCUUCCCCUUCUUCCUUGUUGCCACAGUGAUCCACCUGUUCUACCGCGGGCGCCUGUGGAACAUCCUUCUCUUCCUGUUGACAGUGCAACUGGUUGGCAUGGUGAAGGCCACCUACGCCUGCUUCCUGAGGGGCAGUCUGGUCAUGAUCUUCAUGUCACUCUACUCCCUCCUCUACAUGUCCAGCCUGCUACCAGCCAAGAUCUUUGCCCUGCUCACUAUCAAUAAGGCUGGCUGGGGCACGUCAGGGCGGAGGAAGAUUGUGGUGAACUUCAUAGGGGCAGUGCCCGUCACAGUGUGGGGGGUUGUGCUGCUGGGUGGGGUUGCCUACACCAUCUACUGUGAGACCCAGGAGCCCUUCAGUGAAACCGAGAAAGCGCUUCUCAUCGCUGGGGUCAUCCUGUACGCCUGCUACUGGCUAAUUCUGCUGGUUCUCUACCUGGCUAUAGUGGCUAAGCGCUGCAACAAGAGGGAGGAGCAGUACCACCUGCCGUACGCAGAGGCAUAA
Messenger RNA from Oncorhynchus masou masou (cherry salmon), 1677 nucleotides. Its product is annotated as hyaluronan synthase 3-like. NCBI's taxonomy places the organism in Eukaryota, Metazoa, Chordata, Actinopteri, Salmoniformes, Salmonidae. The record is from RefSeq and is a predicted model, not a curated record. Gene Ontology annotation, biological process: extracellular matrix assembly; hyaluronan biosynthetic process. Gene Ontology annotation, molecular function: hyaluronan synthase activity. Bases 1 to 1677 code for a protein of 558 amino acids. The transcript has 3 exons. Gene Ontology annotation, cellular component: plasma membrane.